AUGGCCCCAUUCUGGCUAAACUUCUCCAAAAUCAUUGCUCAUAUUGGUUUCCUAACUACAAAUCUCGCAAAUUCAAUCGUUAUUUUCGUAACAAUAUUUCGAAUCAAAAAAUCAUUCGGAACCUAUCGAUUUCUAAUUAUUUUCGUCUCAAUUCUUGGAAUGAUUUUCGCCAAUUUGGAUGUUUUAAUUUUUCCGAAUUUGCAUAAUUAUAACAGUGGUUUUGUAUUUUUCACAACUUCAGAUUAUUUUGAAAAGGGCAUUUUGGAAGUUUUAAUGGGUAAGAACUUCUUGAGAUUGAGGGGAAAAACAAAAUUUUUCAUUAAAGCUUCUUAUUACGGUCUUUAUGGCUCUACAAUUUCAUCAAUUACGGUCCAAUUUAUUUACAGAUAUUGGGCCGUUUUUCAGUGAGUUUUGAAUCAUUUUUUGAAGUACGUACGAAUUCUUUCAAAAAAUUCCAGUUCUUCCAAACUUCGCUACUUCAAAAAUCACUGGUAUUUUCUUUGGGUUUUCUAUGUUUUCCUCAUUGGAAUCAUUAAUUCAGUCAGCAUGUAUUAUUUCGCGAAUUUCGACGAAUUUUCCAAAAAUUAUUUCAAAAAUGUAUUGACAGAUUUCUACGCUUUGAAUAUUUCAACAGUUUCAGGAUUUACGAUGGUUGUACAUGUGAGUCAGAUUCAUCAGAAAGCCUAAAUUUUUAUCCUAAAGUUUUUAAGGAUUCUCAAAAUUCUUUGCGAUGGUUUCCAAGUUUUUUCACAUUUCAAGAAACGUUUCUCUUAUUCUCUCAAUAUUUUAUAAUGUUAUUUAUUGUUCGAAAAAUGAAUGGAGAAAUGGAAUAUCUUUUGAGUAGAUUUUCGCCGAAUCUUCGACGAUUAAAUCGACAAAUGUAUCGAACUUUGAAAUUGCAAAUCAUUAUUCCAACAAUUAACCUAUUUGCUCCUGUAUUUUUCACAAUUUAUGCACCGUUUUUUGGCGAAUAUUUUGAAAUCAAUGUUCCAAUUGGGAUAUUUACUUGUGGUCUUGGUUUAUUUCCAGCUUUUGAUGCGGUUUUAUUGAUUUUCAUGGUCACAGAAUAUCGCGAUGUUUUCAAGGGUUAGCGAGGGCAAAAUUCUGCUUUUUAUAUGGAAAAUUUUAAUUAAAAUUUCAGGUCUGCUCCCGAAAAAGCAUAGAAUCUCAUCUGCCACAAUUACAUAG
Molecule: messenger RNA, 1188 nt
Organism: Caenorhabditis angaria
Lineage: Eukaryota; Metazoa; Nematoda; Chromadorea; Rhabditida; Rhabditidae
Source: the annotation of a GenBank genome assembly